AUGGCAAUAAGCCCAGAAUCAAACUUCGACCUCAAAGCAGAUCCUGGAAGCGCAUCAUUUUCUGAUUCUGGUGUAAGCAGCAGUUUCUCCUUAAAAACUAAUGCGAGUGCCUCUGUCUCAAUCAUUCCCUCCCCUCCUUUAUCUGGAUUUCCUGGAUGCACAGAUUCAAAUGGUUCCCCAUCACUUGAUCAAUCAUAUCUAAAUUUCCCAAAUAAAACGUACCCAGGAUUUUCGGACUGUAGCAAUUUACCUAUGUCUGCUAAUCAUCCAUAUCCUUUGCCGUCCAGACAUUCUUUUCCCCAGGGUUUUUUACCAAGUCCACCGUCAGCCUAUGCUUCAAGUUACACCUCUUCACAUGGUGUUUCAAAUUCAUUCUACCAACGUCAGGUUCCGUCCACCAUUUGUUCAGCUCCUAACAACAACUACGGUCUGUCACAGAUAUUUCCUCAUGAUAUGUUACAAAAUUCCAUGCUUGUCAACAGGGAUCAACACAACGGUUCUGUUGGUUCGUUAGAAAGUCAUUUUUCCCAGCAUCGUGACCAUGGACAGUUCCCAUAUUCAGAUCCGUUCCAUUCUUCUGAUUUACGUCCUCUUCACAUCACUACGUCACCUCGCCAGUUAGGCCCUCACAACAGCCAUACUAAUAUGGGUGAUGUAACUUGUACAGAUUCUCUUGUAAAAAUUUCACCUCGAGAUUCUCCUAACGGCGUGCCCGAUCAUUCUAUUACGCCUUGUGGAACAGUCAGCUCUGGUCCUGGGUCACUGGUUAACUGCAGAUCGUCUAGGACCAUAGAAAGAGGUUCUGAAGUAUCUGCUGCUGAUAGUAAUUCUAACGUUGGAUCCAUAAAGGCAACAUUCACUCCUUGCAAGGGUUUCUUUCGUCGAAGUAUUCAAAAACAAAUUGAAUAUAAAUGUUUAAGAGAUGGAAAAUGUCUUGUAAUACGUUUGAAUCGUAAUCGUUGUCAAUAUUGUCGUUUUCGUAAAUGUCUUGCUGCUGGUAUGUCAAAAGAUAGUGUACGAUAUGGUCGAAUGCCUAGACGAACACGUGGUUCUGACUGUGGAAGAGAUAAUUCAGACCAGCUAAUGUCAAUACCACAUAAUUCAUCUACAAAUUCAAUGAGGAUUGAUUCAACUAUUGGUAAUGGUAGUGGACAUGUUUCCGCUUUUAUUCCACCACCUUCAUGUACAUCAGAAUUAUCAGGUAAUUCGGCAGUAGGGGGAGCGGCGUCGGCGGCAACGACAACAACAACCACAACUACGACUACUGGUCGUUAUGGUGUAUGUAGUAGACCAGGGAAUGAUCAUCUUGGUUUAUAUGAAACUAUACUAACUAUAAGUCAAGCUUAUCAAAAUUUCUCUCCAUAUACCGAUGAAAAGAUUAAAGUUAUGCGAUGCAGACCAAUCACUUUGUCGAAUGUAACACGUGAAUUUUGGCCUGAAAAAGUGGAUGAGCAUCGAUUACGUAUGCAUGAAGAAUUAAGUCAAUUAUUAGCACCAUGUAUACAACAAGUUGUGGAAUUUGCUAAACGUAUCCCUGAAUUUAGUUCACUUGGUCAACCAGAUCAAUUAGUAUUAAUUAAAGCGGCAUUUUUUGAAGUAUGGCUUGUCCAAGCAUCACGUUUAAUAUCAACACAUGAUCGUAAAAUAACAUUGGCUGAUGGGAAACAAAUUACUAAACAAGAAUUAGAUUUUAUAUAUUCACCGAGUGUUGUGUGUUCAAUUUUUUCGUUCUCCGAAAAUUUCAAUUCAUUAGUUCUGAAUGACACCGAAGUUGCUCUUUGUUGUGCUGCUGUCAUCACUAAACCAAAUCGUUAUGGUUUGAUUGAACCGAAUAAAGUAGCCAUUAUGCAAGAUCAUCAUUUAGCUGCUCUACGUAUGCAAUUAGAACGUAAUAGACCAAGAGAGGCUACCUUAAUUGGGCAAGUACGAAAUGUGAUUAAUCAAGUGACCACAGUUGGAGAUGAAGUACAAUUAUGUAUUCGAUGGUAUAGAGAAAAUUGGUAUCGUACACGAUUAGCACCAUUAUAUGCUGAAACAUAUGAUAUUCCACAUGAAGAUACUUCUGCUGCACCCAUAUCCAAUCAUGGUGCAUCAACACCUCUUCCUAAUCCUUCUCAACAUACAGGUAAUUCAUAUCCUAUAUGCCCAAAUAUUUCAUCUGUUUGUCCGCAAGCUAUUCCAUAUGGUGAUGUCACAAAUACAACACCAUUAAAUUAUGGUUCUUCAACAGCAUCUAUUCCACAAGCUGUUCAUCAUCAUUAUCCAAAUCAAUCUAUUAACAGAUCGGAUAUUUCCAAUAUGAUACCAUCUUGUUCAAUUAACGGAAAUAUGAUUUACUGCAAUAAUAAUAACAAUGGAAAUAGAAUUCAAACUGGUAAUAUUGAUCAUUGUUCUUCCGAUGGUCAAAUACACGAUGUUACUCAAAAACAAAACUCACAACAUCAAAUUCAUCAACAAUCACAUUUAAUUCCAGAUUCAUCUCAUAUGAGAGGAUCUUAUCCGUCAACUACAAAUUUAACAUCAAAUUCUGAUUCACCUUUAAAUAAUCAAUCACAUGCAUUUUCUGGACAAUUUAAUUAUCAUGAUAAUUCAAUAACCUAUAAUCCAUCCAAUUCGAAUACAUAUUCAAAUUCCAGAGAUUGUUCUCCUUCUUCUACACAAAUGCUCUCAACAAACUACUUGGUGCCAUCACCCCAACAACAACACCAACGAAGUCAAGUAUCUGUUUUGCAAUCAUCUCAAUACUCGUGUUCUUCAGCAAUAACCUCACCUCAACGUCAAGUCACCUCAUCAGUACAAUCAACAGGAAUGAUAUCGACACAAAAUCAAAAUGAUCAUAUGAAUUUAAAUAAAUCGGUAAUUUCGGUUAAAAACCAUAGUUCACGUUCUAACACUCCUACAUCUUACAAUAAUAAUAUAAUUCAUCCUAGUAGUACAAAUGAAAGUUUGCCACCUUUAUGGACAAAUAUGAAUACUGACAGUAGUAAUAAUAAUAGUAAUAAUGGUCUAAGUGAUCAUGCAAUCAGUUCAAAUGGUGGAACACCAGAAAUCCAACAGCAAUCACAUCAUCAACAAUAUCAUACCUCACCAAUCUCACAAUCAGAUCUAAUGAAUAACACUCCUGACACUAAGCAUAAUUUAAAUGCAUUAUCACCUAUCAAUGAAACCUUAUCAUGUGAACAACAAGAUACAUAGAUCUGGUGAAUUAUUAUAAUUUGAAAUUUCUCCCCGGAAAUUAUGUAAAAUAAAACUUGUCAAUAGAGACUAUCUAAAUUCUCAUCAUUGAUUUACAUACAGAAAGAAAUAAAACAAUUCUUAAGACUUUAUUUUAUAAUCAAUAUACUUGUAUUCAAUCCUCACCUUUGCAAAUUCAAUGCUUAUAAUUCUCAGGGAAUUCUCUAAAAACCAACAAUUUUAUUUUUAAGCAUUACAUAUUAGAAAACCAAAACCAAAAAAACGCAAAUCAUAAUCCAGUCAAUUACUUACAUUUCCAUCAAUUAUACAACAUUACAUUCAAAUAUAUACAUACUUAUGAUGUAUGAUACAUACAUGUGUUUACAUGUCACAGGGAUUAAUUUAUUGUGGUUCACUGUAUUUUUUUUUUUUUUUUUAGUUACAAAUAUUCAUCUCAGGGACUAGAGAUUAAUUAUAUCUUUUAACUUUUUGUUAAAAGUUUUCACAUUUUCUUUUUUUGGAAAUAUCAUUGUCAUCAUUAUUAUCAUGGUUAUCGUUCUAAAUCCUUUAAUCUCUCCGCCCAAACCCUCGUUUCUACCUAUCCAACUCUUCCUAUUACUGCUAAUAUUAUCAGCGAAAUUAUUUAGAGUUUAAAAAAUAAGUAUGUCAAGAUGUGGAACAAUAUUGUAUUAUGUUAAGUAGGCUUGAACUUCUAUUGAACUCUUUGAACUCAUUUAUGACAUUUGUAUUUAACUUAUCUCAGGGCUUAUAACGUUUCAUUAAAUGUUCUACAAAUAUUUUAUGUAGCUAUAUUAUUAUUAUUAUUAUUAUCAAUUUUGUAUUACUCUGGAAAAAAGAAACAAUACCAUCAGGAUAUUAAGAGUAUAUGCAUAUACAUUAUAUAUGCUAUUCUCAUCUCAGGGUUAUUCAAUAUACAACUCAGGUAUUUGUUUGUCUUAUCAUUAUUAUUAUUUCUAUUUCAAACUCUUUUCUUCUAUUCAAUGUUUUCAUAUACUACCUUCAUCAAUUAACUUAUAUUUUUC
Molecule: messenger RNA, 4217 nt
Organism: Schistosoma spindalis
Lineage: Eukaryota; Metazoa; Platyhelminthes; Trematoda; Strigeidida; Schistosomatidae
Source: the annotation of a GenBank genome assembly